AUGGCUAGUUAUGAUCCUGACAUAUCUUUUAAAGAGCCUAGUCUGGUGAUAAAUGAAGAACAAGAUAACAAUGAGAACAUUAAAUUCAAUUCUGAAGAUGAAUUAAUUUUGAAUAAGAUAACUGAGAAAUUAAAUAUGUUUAAACAUGAUUUUUAUAUAAAAUUAAAUAAUGAAAUUACAGAGUUGCAUAAAAUGAUAAAUAAAACUUUAAAUGCUGGGAACUCUUCUAAUACCAAUUCUUCUUCUAAUUUAAGCCUCAGUGAUAACGAUAACAUUUCAAAUUCUGCAAUAGAUCAAAAUGAAAAUUACCAUCAUACCCAAAUACAUAGUAGACGUAAAAGAGUUACAAUUAAACCUCAGCAAUACAAUGGAGAGGAAGAUUUUGACGAAUAUAUUACUCAAUUUAAUAUCAUUGCUGAUCUAAAUAAUUGGAUCAAUAAUGAAAAAGCAUUAUAUUUGGCAAGCUCCUUGUCAGGAAAUGCAAGAAUAAUUUUAAUGGAGAUGAGCCAGACUGACAGACAAAAUUUUGAGAAUUUAGUUAAAACUUUAAAUUUUAGAUUUGGUUCAAUUGAAAGGUCUGAAAUGUUCAGAGCUAAAUUGCAAAACACUGGUGCUUCAGUAUCUAUAAUAAGUAUGCCAUUGUUCAAAACUUUACAACAGGAUAACAAAUUCCAAAUGGAACCCACUGAUAACUUACAUUUAGUAACUGCAACAGGUGAGAAACGUCCAUUUGUUGGUAGUUGUACUGUUAAAAUAACGUUUGGAUCAUUUAAUUUUAAACACCAGUUCUUAAUAGCUGAAAUAACACAAAGAGUAAUAUUAGGGAUGGACUUUUUAAGUAAAAAUUCAAUCAAUUUAUUGUUAGAAAAUAAAUGUAUGAGCAUUAAAGGAGGAAAACUACCAAUCUAUUCUUUCCAAGAGGGACAGAAUAAAGAGUGUAGUAGAGUAUCUAUUGCUGAAGAUACCAUUAUUCCUGCACUAUCUGAGACCAUUAUAUUAGGAAACGUAAUAGAUCCCAUUCCAAAUACAAAUACAGUAUAUGUAUAA
Lottia gigantea (owl limpet) is the source of this 1047-nucleotide messenger RNA. RefSeq lists its product as hypothetical. The transcript is spliced from 2 exons. The record is from RefSeq and is a predicted model, not a curated record. NCBI's taxonomy places the organism in Eukaryota, Metazoa, Mollusca, Gastropoda, Lottiidae. The coding region runs from base 1 to 1047 and encodes 348 amino acids.